AUGAAGUUGUUCUUCGUCGUCGCAGCUCUCUCCAUGGCCAGCGGUGUCUUCGCGGGCUUGGACUGUGGCGGAUACUGCCAAUGCCUAUUCGACGAUGGAAGCCACUGCUGUGUCGACACAACUUACGGCGGAUCAGGAGCCACUGGAGGUGUGGGAACAAAGGUCGGCGAGGACUGCCAAGCCCGCUGCUCUUCGCGCCAGCGAGGCUCCGACGGAGCGGCCUGUGGUGGCGCUGGCAAAUGGAGCUGCGUCUCCGCUUGGAACGGCCAAUUCCGCUCGUCGUGCAAGCCAGACUGGACGACUUAG
This is a messenger RNA of Ramularia collo-cygni, 306 nucleotides long. RefSeq lists its product as uncharacterized. Lineage: Eukaryota; Fungi; Ascomycota; Dothideomycetes; Mycosphaerellales; Mycosphaerellaceae. The record is from RefSeq and is a predicted model, not a curated record. The transcript has a single exon. The coding region runs from base 1 to 306 and encodes 101 amino acids.